Trichophyton rubrum CBS 118892 is the source of this 1671-nucleotide messenger RNA. RefSeq lists its product as uncharacterized. NCBI's taxonomy places the organism in Eukaryota, Fungi, Ascomycota, Eurotiomycetes, Onygenales, Arthrodermataceae. The record is from RefSeq and is a predicted model, not a curated record. The transcript has 2 exons. The coding region runs from base 1 to 1671 and encodes 556 amino acids.
AUGGUCGGCAUCAGACGGGAGAACUCCCGGCCUGGAGAUCCAAACUUUAUCAAAAAUACAAAAGAACUCCCCAGCAUCGAAGCAUGGUUUGCGCAAAAGGAGAAGUUCCGCGCUGUCGGCCAUGGAUUUCCGAUGGGGAUGCCCCAGAUGCAGGAUUGCAGCCCUGAGCUGGAGCGGCUGUUUCAGGAGACACUAAAGCCGAAGAUCACUAGCAUACUGGGUAAAUUCAGUAUUAACUACUCAUCUAUUCGUCUGGAUGACUGGCGCUCAAAGGGGACCGGCGAAGUGCAGCACACGAUCCUAGUAUCUUCGAAUGAUACCAACACAACCAAGUGGAAAACAGCAGCAGAGGAAAUACUUAGGGUAUUUCGCCAUGAGCUGCCUCUCGACUUCACCGGAGACGCCCAAGUGGAAGUGCAGAACAAGCAGCUCAUGAACACCGACGUCUCUCGUGCUGUGCCUAAUGAACCUGCCCUUAUUAAGUGUCUUGAAGGUACCAAGGAGGGAAUCACAGAGACAGUCAUGGAGAGCUUGAAUGGCUGCUGGUCGUCGAUAGGAUAUCAUACGCGAGUUCCCCUUGGGUCUUCUCCCGAUAUACGAGGACGUGUUACUGUAAUGGUAUAUUGCCGCUUUGGAAGCCGUGGUGAUUUCAAAACGGCAGAGGACCGCAUCCUGAAAGUCCUAGACAAAUCCCCCAUGGAUAUACACGUGGAAAUCGCCCCGGGAGAAGUGUUCCUUGCUCGAAAUGGCGAGGGACCCAGGUUUCUUGCCGAUAUACCUGCCUCCCCUAUCAACGGUGCGUCUAUCAGUGUUCGUGGUAACAACACAGAGCCCGGCUCACUCGGUGGAUGGGUAUGGCUCCACAUACCCCGUAGAGAUAUGCGUGUACGCUGCGUCUUGACCUGCUACCACGUCGUCAGAUCUCCAAAUGAAACCAUUGCGGCUCACACAGACGUUCACGGUGUUGUCCCUGACGAUCGCCGGGGUCACAUUGUGGCUGAAUACCCUGCAGCAUGCGACGGACAACACACAUUAGAUAUCCUCACCAGCCUCCCGAAGAAUAAAGCUAACUCACUUGAAGUGCGCUCUCAAUAUAGAGACCUUUACAAUCGAAUGGUCAACCCAGCCAUAGGGAAAGUCACCCUUGCGUCUGGAAAUCGGAUAAGCGACAACUCCAGAAUGGACUGGGCUCUGAUUACUUCCCCUUCCACGUUCAGACCGAACAAGCUUCCACCCAGCCCCAGCAAACAGGACACUUUCAGUCUUUCUCUCUGUGGGGCGUUCGCAAUGAACCCCGACAGCUGGGUGAUGAGCUUUGGGGACGUAGAGCUUGGAGACUGGGUAUCUAAAUACGGACGUACGUCGGGCACCACCUACGGCAAAAUCAACCACCUGCGCCGCGAGGUGAGGUGGCCCUCUGGUGAGCGGACAUAUGAGAUGGAAGUUAUUUCGCCUAACGGUGAAUUUUCACGGCCGGGGGAUUCGGGUUCGAUGGUGGUUAAUUCUAGGGGUGAAUUUGUUGGCCUGGUUCUGGCCACGGAUAGCUCAACGCCGUUUGGAGUCACUUAUAUCACUCCCAUCAGCCAUAUACUCAGGGACAUCAAUAGAAUGACUGGCGGCGGUUUUCUGACCUUGAGACCCGAUGACUAUGGUUGGUUUACUAGUGUAUAA